GUUUUUUUAGACUGAUGCUAGUCGGUCAACACGUGGAGAGGAGAGUCUGACUUUCCACAGGGACACGUUUGAAAAAGUCACGUUAUCAAUACUGCUCUCAACGUGGCGGCACCGAGGACCCUAAAAUACUGUGUAGCUGCUAGUGUCCUGAGGAAAUGCCGCUGAGGUUUCGCUCUGUUAUGUCCUACACACUGCCUGGAGUCCUUGCACUGAUUGGCUGGUGGUGGUACAUCUCGCGGAAGAAAGAGCAGCUCAUCAGCCAUGACAGCCCAGACGGGCCUCCAACUGCUAUGGGCCUUAGAACAUCUUCAGCUGAAGGGAGCAAUGGUUUGGUUGAGAGAGGCACUGUGUCCCCCACAAACGAAUCAGAAAGCCCUAUCCCAAGAACUCCAACGGUCAGUAACCAGAGAACACACCAUGAAAACAUUUCACAGACCCAUGUCCAGGACACUAAAGCAACACAGUCACUUGAACCAAGAUCUGAAGAAGGUGCCCCUCACCUUGGCAAAAUAGGACGAGAGAAAGUCUAUAAACCCUCGGACUCCACUCUACCAACACGUGAUAAAGAAGACAGCCCACCAGUAUCGUUGAAAGGCCACAAAGACCCAGAGAGAAGCUCAUCAGAGCUCGAGAAACACCCAGUCAAAAAUCUAGUAGGUACUCUGGAAGCCACAGUAGACGAGCUCAUCUUACCCUGCCAGUCCACCAAAGUCACAAGCUCCUCCCCUACAACAGCAUACCUUUCUGAUGCAGAGAGGCCGGAGCCAGAGGGGGAAGUUGCGAAGUACCAUAGCACUAUUAAUGCACAAAAUGAGAUGGUUGUUUGUGCACUUACCCCAGCCAAAGUGCAGAAUCUAAUCCCAUCAGAGGCCGAUUCUCUGGAGACACCCCCAUCAGCACAGGAUUUACAACAACACAUUCUAACGAGCACACCUACCGCCAUGGAUUUGACCUCCACAGCUCUGACCACCGUCCAAGAUUCCACCAUCACAUCGGUGACCUCACAGGACGUCCAGGCACACAUUAGCACUGGAGAGGAGCAGGAUUUGGAACUUCUGGCAGCUGGACUCAUCACUGAGGUCAUCUCAGCAGCCACCCAAGAGGUCCUGGGUGUCACUAGCUGCCAGGUCACGAACAACAGCCAGCCCAGCUGCAGUAGCAGCAUGCUGCUGACUAGCAGCAGGGUAUGCUUGCAACAGGAUCCAGUCACAGUGAAACAACAGCAUCACCAUCUCUUGACAAGCCCCUCUCAGGUUGGCUGUGAGUGUAAAGAGGCAACAGAGACAGAAGAGCAAGGAGUGCCUAAUGGAUGCUCCUCAGCUACAGUAUGGGCACCUGUUGAGGUCAGUCACAGAGUUCAUCAGGGAAAUAAUGCACAGAGAGGCCACUGGCCAACUCCAUCACACCAAGCAGCACAAAAUAUUCCUGUGCUAAACAUUAAACUGAAAUGUGAAGAACCCGCCACACUAGCCGAGGACUCGGCCUGCAGCACGUGCCACUCUGAAGAUGGCGUCAGCAGUGAGGACCUCCAGAACAGCAUGUUUGACAACCAAAUUGAUGUGAUCCAGGUUACAGACUUGUCAGCAAGCGAAGCCACACAGCCUCAGUCAUUGGUUGAGACCAUUACAGAGACUGUUUUGGAUGUAACUGAAGAUAACUCAGUGGCUGCUGUGUGUGAGAUAAAGAGGCUCAAUGGAAUGGGCCUGAGGAAUGGAGCUCAUGGAACAUGUGAGGUGGAGACAGACCAGUCUGGAGGUUCUGAUGUGAACAGUAUGGACUCAGUGGACAGCGGCUGCACUAUGGGUGCUGGGGAGAACCAGAGCAACCACGCUGCCUCUUCGAGCUCUGAACUCAUCAUCUGGGAGAUUGAGGUGCCAAAGCAUCUUGUAGGGCGGCUGAUAGGAAAGCAGGGGAGAUACGUGAGCUUCCUGAAGCAAAACUCUGGUGCAAAGAUCUACAUCUCCACCCUGCCUUAUACACAGGAGUUUCAGAUCUGUCACAUAGAGGGUACGCAGCAGCAGGUUGACAAAGCGCUGUCACUGAUUGGGAAGAAGUUUAAAGACCUGGACUUGACCAAUCUAUAUGCACCUCCACCUCCCCCACUCACAUUGCCAUCACUUCCCAUGACCUCCUGGCUCUUGCUCCCCAGUGGAGUGACCGUUGAAGUGAUAGUGGUGAACAUUGUGUCAGCCGGUCACAUCUUUGUCCAGCAGCACACUCACCCCACCUACCACGCUCUGCGAAGCCUUGACCAGCAGAUGUUCCUGUGCUACUCCCAGCCGGGCACACCUGCCCUGCCCUCACCGGCUGAAGUUGGUGUAAUCUGUGCUGCUCCAGCAGUGGAAGGAGCCUGGUGGAGAGCUCAGGUCAUCACCUUCUAUAAAGAGACUAAGGAAGUGGAGAUUAGAUACGUUGACUAUGGAGGCUAUGACAGAGUUAAAAUCGAUUCAUUACGGCAAAUAAGGUCUGAUUUUGUAACACUACCUUUCCAAGGCGCUGAGGUAUUGCUUGACAACAUCGCCCCACUUCCAGGAGAGGAUCGUUUUUCAGCUGAGGCCACAUCAGCAUUGGAGGAGAUGACCAGAGGAGUGGCAUUGCUUGCACAGGUCUCAAAUUAUGAUAACAACACAGGCCUCCCGUUGGUCCACCUGUGGAAUAUGGUCGGAGAGGAGGUGAUUUCAGUGAACCGUACGCUGGCAGAGAGGGGCCUGGGUGUUUGGGUGGAUGGAUUUUGAACCUAUUAUAUGCUCUGACUUCCACACAUGCCACCCUCCCCCCUUCUUUUAAUGUUGUCAGCAGUCUGGGACCUGGAUCAUCCUGACGGUCCCAACCCCACCAGGCACAACACUGGAUCUAAGAAGAUUGUUUUUCCUUUGGGUUUUUUUGUUUGUUUUUUGUUUGUUUUUUGGGGGGGGUUAGUUUUUUUUUCAGAUGUGCUCUUCCCCUCCUCCAUUUCAUUUGAAAAGAAAUUAAAAUUUGUUUGCAGGCAUAAUCUACGAGAACACUGCUUCAAAAUAAGACAACUUUUCCUUGUAGUUCUUGAACACAAAAAGAACAUCAAGAAGGAAGACAAAGGUACUUGUAAUUUUUUUUUUUUAAAAAAGAAAAUCUAUAUUGUAACUAAAUAAAGGUUCAAUAUUUUUUUCAUCACCCCCCCUCCCCCCCAUCCUACCUUAAUUUUUGCUCUGGGCCUUUGCACACUGACUGAGGAUCGUCAUGCUGCAUUGAAGGACAGUCAUCUCUACCAGACUGUAGACGCAACCGUUUUGCGUUUUCGUGACACCUUGGAUAUAAUCAUGUGUUGGUCGGUUCUUUUCAGAGUCGACUGGGUUGUUGUCUGGAUAGCAGGUGGGAAGCCGAAAGGCCAUAGCACUGGAAAGAGCAGAGGAGGUCAGAUGGUGGUCCCUGGUGGAGCACCGAGCACUCAGCUGGUCUACUCAGCCCUGUGCCCUAAAGCAUGUCUGCCAGGCCACAUACAACUGAGGAGACAAGUCCUUUUGUGGGUCCCGUUUGCGAAUUUUUUCCCUGGGGGUCUGAAGGGCUUCGGUGCUGUGUUUGCAGCAGUUGGGCUCACAUGUGGUUAGGUGUUAUCUGACAAAAAAUCAUGUAUUUUUAGUCAUCAUUUUGGACCAUCAUGAAAACAUUUAUAUAAAGACAACAUAAGUUCAGAUUUUUCACAGCACAGUCAGAUUUUAACAAGGAAAUAGGCCAAACAAACUGGUUAUGAUGAAGACAACGGUGGUGAAUUAAGCAAUUGCUACAUGUCCUGAAUUAAUUUCAUAUUUAAUUGCAACUAGCAUAGUUUUUGUCAACUUGAGUCAAGUGUUCACUUCACCUGGGUUCACGGUCUCCACUGUGUCCUCUUGGCUGUCCACUAUGUGUGGGCUGCAGCACCACCAUAUUGACACCAAAAUAAGAACUCUCUGCAUAGCUUUUUCCCAUUGAUUUGGCAUGGCGCUGCACCUAAGUCUUAUAACUGUAGGGAAAAUCAUUUGUUUGUAAUCCUCAAUGACAUAUGUUAGGUUUCUAAAGACUGAUAUAACUGUAUAGAUCCACUCUGAUUUUGUUAUAGCACACCAAAUCCCAGAAUCUAGUCUUCCCACUGUCCUGAAAACUGUAUUUUUUAUUUAUUUUUUUUGUUUUGUCCACAAUAUAGGUCAUCUGCUCUCAAGAUAAAAAAUAAUAAAAGAAGGAACUGUGGACUGUGGGAACUCUAUAAAAGAUUUAUUAAUUUACAGCCCCUAUAACAGAGUUGGAGUGCAUUUUCAAACCAUAGAAACACUUGUUAACAAAUGGUUGAACAUCUAAAUCUGAAGGGAAACAAAGCUGCUAGUAGUGUGUUGACCUGUUUGUUGGUGAGAUUACUGUAUGUCUGAUGCAUGUCCUUUGGUUUAAUAGUAAUUCCAAAGAAAACAGGAUGUUUGGAGCUGCGAUUAAUACACUAUGUUUGUGAUAGAGUUGAUCAAGAGAGAAUUUCAAUGUUUCAAUGCAGAGUGCUGCUAUUAAUUCAAAGCUCUGAGCUCUGCAAUGAGUGAACUACUAAAAACUUAGACUGACAUGGCAAAGAGACACUACACAAGAUUUCAUGUGCUGCCCUUUAAUGCAGACCCAAUGUUAAUUAUUAAACUAAAUUCAGUUUGUGUCAUGAGUUUGCAUUGGCAAUCUGUAUACUGUAGUAUAUAGAUUACCAUCAGCCUGUCAAAGUACACUGUGAUACAAAGCAGGACCUUGUUCUUUACAUGUAAAUACUGGAGUUGAUUUGUUGAUGAGUUGGCAUAAGCCUGGGCUUCCCACUAACUCAAAGCUGGCUAUAAGUUUAUUUGGAUAUGAUCUGUCCUCUAGUCUGAUUGAAGCCACAUGUGUCCAUGCCUUCACGGAGCCUGAGUAGGUGGUAUCUUGAAGCUAGCAAUUGCUGCUCUCUUAGUUUUGGUUUAGUUCAGAAUUGUCAGAGUCAGGAGUGGAAAUCUUAAGAUGUUAUGAAAUUGUGACACCCCAGUGUGUUACAGGAGCAGCAAAGUAUGAUUUUCUGCAAGGGGAGAUUUAUAUAAUAUAAACACAACUUGAAUGGAAUAUAAAACAAUAGAAAAAGGUAAAUGCAAAACAGGUUAUAAGUGUAAAAACCAUAUGCCCUAAAUGUUUUCUUUUUUUUUCACUCCCAAAGCCAUCUAAAAUCAGAUGUUAAACACACACACGUAUAACAAUUUUAAUCGUAAGACUUAUGCAGCCAAAGAAACUGGAGGACAGAAUAAUAGUAGAAUUGUGGCCAUAAAUUACAUUUACAACUGUAGUUUAAGACAACAGUAUAUGUUUUUGUUACCAAUUCUCACUAAACUUGCAUCACUGAUUGGCACUGAUGGAAUAACAACACUGGCAAGAAUUCUGUACAGUGAAAGACUUUACAUAAUCUAAAUGCUAAUUGGGCAAAGAAGGGCUGUAGACAGACUCUAGACUGAUUCUCUCAAGUAGCUAUGCAGUAAAUGUUUCUAUGGGAACGUGCCAGCUGGAGGAUACACAAAAAUCUGUUGUCUUUAUUACUACUUGAACAAUGCUUGACAGAGUCUACUGGAUGAGAAAUAGCAAGAUUUGUUUUAGCUGGCUAAUGGUUAGCGUGGAUCUGAGCUCAUGAACUCAACUCAUAUGUUGAAACAUGAUUUAAGAACGUGGAACACUUUGUUCUGUUUUUACCGAGCAGUCUUGCUUUCUGGGCUAGUUAAACAACAUUUGGAGGGCAGAGUCCUGCUGAGCAGUUGUGCGAUAGGCUGCAACAGCAUUUACAGUGGGUUUUCAUUUAAGUUUGCAUCAGAAUGUGUCUUGUCAUCAUGGUAUGGAUUUUUUUUUUUUUUUUUUCAGACAUUGAUUCGUAAUGUUGUUGAAGUCCAACUUUCCUGUGUUUGCACUUCUUGUAUUGCAAUGUUAGAUUCAGCCUGAAGGGGCUGAAUGAACCCUGUGAGGGAUUUAUUUUCAGUGGAAAUGAAAUCACUGUUACUCUAGCAAUAAGGCAGCUUUAUUUUUGACAAACUGAAGGACAAUGGGAAAAGGGGGGCUUUAAGUGUUACAUUCAACACGAUUAAGAACCAGGAAAGUUAACUAUAUAAUUGUUGUCAAACAACACUUUUAAAAAACCACAAUAAUGCAGACCUUCAAGAAUGUGUCUCAGGAAUGGGUAAUUUGGUGGUUGAUUUGUUAAUCAACCUGCCUGAGGGCAGCUGAUGGAGGAAAAGGACAUGAUUGUGCUAAAACAUAUAUAUAUAUAAAACUGUGCUAUAGGAAAUUACACAUUUUGACUGAUGAACCUACAAGACAUGUAUGAGCUCUUGAAGGAGGUAUCCACAUGUUGAUGCUGGAAUUGGAGCAGUAGCCAUAUUGUCUGUUGCUGGUUUGUGUGCAUCUUUCCGCUUUGUUUCACCUAAUGUCUGCUCUAGUCUGUUCCUCCUUUUUUUUAAAAAAAGAAAAGCAAAACAAAAAACAAACUCAGAUUACAUAUGCUAUGCUAGUAUUUUUUCUCCCCCUUCUAACAACAAUCCCUGCUGCCCAGAAACGUUCACCACACCUUAAAAAUUCAAACUAGAGUUUUGUUCAUUUCUCUGUAAAUAAGAUAUUUGACUGUACUUUUCUAUAACACUGGAGAGAAAGAGAUAUAAAGGGAACAUUUUUUUGUUUGGUUUGUUCUGGCUCAUCCUGCCUCACCUCUUUCAGCCACUCGGUGUUCUCGAGCUGUUGGACUGAGUGUUAAGUGUUUGCAUAGCUAGACAAGUCAUCAUUUGAUUAUUUAAAUGGGUGUUGAGCUAUUGUGCCCAAAAGCAUUUAACAUGUACAGAUCAGUUUUUGCUAGGCUCAUCUUAAGUUUGAUUUGUUGAUUGUACAGAUCUAUUAGGAAAAAAUAAAAGUUAUUGAAAGUGUU
Molecule: messenger RNA, 6901 nt
Organism: Stegastes partitus (bicolor damselfish)
Lineage: Eukaryota; Metazoa; Chordata; Actinopteri; Pomacentridae
Gene: akap1b
Product: A kinase (PRKA) anchor protein 1b
Exons: 11
Coding region: 156-2735 (859 amino acids)
Cellular component (GO): mitochondrion; membrane
Molecular function (GO): RNA binding; protein kinase A regulatory subunit binding
Source: RefSeq, a predicted model, not a curated record